Symbiodinium pilosum is the source of this 378-nucleotide messenger RNA. NCBI's taxonomy places the organism in Eukaryota, Dinophyceae, Suessiales, Symbiodiniaceae. The record is from the annotation of a GenBank genome assembly.
AUGGCGACCAGUGACAAAGGUAACAAUACCUUCAUCAUAGUGCAAAUGCCUGCCAAAGAUGCCUGGCUACUGCAGCUGUCCGAUGUGGAGCUUGCUAAGGUUCUUGGCUGCCUGGAUGCUGAGUCCCUCCUGGAGGCGACAUCCCUGUGCUCUGAUGUGAGGGCCGCCGUGAAGCCAGCAGAGCAAUGGCUCUGGCAUCAGCUCCUAGAAGAGGAGCGCCUCAGCGAAGAGCAGGCCGCUGAUCAUUCACAGGAGCCAGAAAGCGGAGCGCUCCGCAAAGCUGAGGAAUUGCUCAGCCUGGGCUCUGAUCUUCCCCCAAAGCUCAUGUUCCGUUUGCGAAGGUGCGCCGGCAUUGCCUGUGGUGGAGGUGUCAUGUAG